AUGUUCCCUUCCAUGCAGCCUCACCGGCCGCAGAAUCCCCUCCACCACGGGAACCACCAACAACAGACACGACCCGUCUCCGAUAGUGCGCCCAAGAACCAAAUUGAAGCCAUGCCGCCCAACACCACCAGCACCAUCACCACCGCCACAACCUCCACCACGCCGCCGCCGCCUCAUCAUCCGCUACCACUCUUCAACCCCGCCACCACCCACCCCGUCUUCUUCAUGACCCACUGGCGCAAACCUCCCUUCCCACUACCCCUCAACCCCGCCCUCUCGCCCGUCGCGGCCGGUUACGUCUUUCCUCAUCACCACCUCCGCCCCACCACCGCCGGAAACACGAAGCUCUGA
Molecule: messenger RNA, 351 nt
Organism: Sphaerulina musiva SO2202
Lineage: Eukaryota; Fungi; Ascomycota; Dothideomycetes; Mycosphaerellales; Mycosphaerellaceae
Exons: 2
Coding region: 1-351 (116 amino acids)
Source: RefSeq, a predicted model, not a curated record